This is a messenger RNA of Rhea pennata, 3499 nucleotides long. Its product is annotated as zinc finger and BTB domain-containing protein 22-like. Gene Ontology annotation, biological process: regulation of transcription by RNA polymerase II. The record is from RefSeq and is a predicted model, not a curated record. Gene Ontology annotation, molecular function: protein binding; RNA polymerase II cis-regulatory region sequence-specific DNA binding; DNA-binding transcription factor activity, RNA polymerase II-specific. Lineage: Eukaryota; Metazoa; Chordata; Aves; Rheiformes; Rheidae.
GGAGUUUAGGGCGUUUUCCCAGGAUUUGGGGCAGUUAAGGGUUUUUUCACCCCAUUUUGGGCAGAGUUUAGGGUAUUUUCCCACCAUUUUGGGGUAGAAUUAAGGGCAUUUUCAUGUUUUUGCGCCAUUUUGGGCAGAGUUUAGGGUAUUUUCCCACCAUUUUUGGGUAGAAUUAAGGGUAGUUCCAUGUUUUUGCCCCAUUUUGGGCAGAGUUUAGGGUAUUUUCCCACCAUUUUGGGGUAGAAUUAAGGGUAGUUCCAUGUUUUUGCCCCAUUUUGGGUAGAGUUUAGGGUAUUUUCCCACGAUUUUGGGGUAGAAUUAAGGGUAUUUUCAUGUUUUUGCCCCAUUUUGGGCAGAGUUUAGAGUAUUUUCCCACAAUUUCAGGGUAGAAUUAAGGGCAUUUUCCCAGGAUUUGGGGUAGUUAAAGAUCUUUUUAUGCUAUUUGGGGCAGAAUUAAGGGCAUUUUUGCUCCAUUUGGGGCAGAUUUGAGGUUUUUUCCCCAGGGAUUUUGAGCAGUUAAAGGUAUUUUCAUGCCAUUUUGGGCAGAGUUAAAGGUCUUUUCAUGCCAUUUGGGGCCAAGUUUGGGGCAUUUUUAUAUUUUUGCUCCAUUUUGGGCAGAGUUGGAAUUUUUUCCCAGGAUUUUGGGCAGAGUUAAGGGUCUUUUCAUGCCGUUUUGGGCAGAAUUAAGAGCGUUUUCCCAGGAUUUUAGGCAGUUAAGGGUCUUUCCGUGCCGUUUUGGACAGAAUUGAGGGCGUUUUCCCAGGAUUUUGGACAGUUGGGUUUUUUUUCAUGCCAUUUUGGGCAGAGUUAAGGAUGUUUUCACAUCAUUUGGAGCAGAGUUAGGGGCAUUUCAGCAUUUUUGCUCCAUUUUGGGCAGAGUUAAGGGUCUUUCCAUGCCGUUUUGGGGAGAGUUAAGGGUCUUUCCAUGCCAUUUUGGGCAGAAUUAAGAGCGUUUUCCCAGGAUUUUAGGCAGUUAAAGGUCUUUCCAUGCCAUUUUGGGGAGAGUUAAGGGUUUUUCCAUGCCAUUUUGGGCAGAAUUAAGGGCUUUUUCCCAGGAUUUUAGGCAGUUAAGGGUCUUUCCAUGCCGUUUUGGGCAGAGUUAAGGGCAUUUUCCCAGGAUUUUAGGCAGUUAAGGGUCUUUCCAUGCCGUUCUGGGCAGAGCUAAGGGUCUUUCCAUGCCAUUUUGGGCAGAAUUAAGAGCAUUUUCCCAGGUUUUUAGGCAGUUAAGGGUCUUUCCAUGCCGUUUUGGGCAGAGUUAAUGGUCUUUCCAUGCCAUUUUGGGCAGAAUUAAGAGCGUUUUCCCAGGAUUUUAGGCAGUUAAGGGUCUUUCCAUGCCAUUUUGGGCAGAAUUAAGGGCUUUUUCCCAGGAUUUUAGGCAGUUAAGGGUCUUUCCAUGCCAUUUUGGGCAGAGCUAAGGGUCUUUCCAUGCCAUUUUGGGCAGAAUUAAGAGCAUUUUCCCAGGAUUUUAGGCAGUUAAGGGUCUUUCCAUGCCGUUUGGGGCAGAGUUAAGGGUCUUUCCACGUGAUUUGGGGCAGAGCCAGGGGCGUUUGGGCGUUUCCGCUCCGUUUCGGGCGGCAGAUCCAGGGGCGUUUUCGCUCCGUUCAGGGCCGUUUGCCGGCGGCGGGGGGCGGCGGGGGGCAGAGUUGAGGUCGUUCUCCCGCCGGCCGGUUGGCCGGUCGGUCGGUCGGUCGGUCCGUCGGCCGGUCGCCCUCCGCGGCGCCCGCUCUGACCGCCGCCGGCAGGAGCCGCCCGGCCCGGGCCGGCGCCAUGGAGGCGCCGUGCGGCGCCGUGGUGCACGUGGACUUCCCGGAGAUCACCAGCGCCUUGUUGGCCAACCUCAACCAGCAGCGGGUAGAGGGCAAACUCUGCGACAUCUCCAUCCACGUCCAAGGCCGCGUCUUCCGGGCCCACCGGGCCGUGUUGGCCGCCUCGUCUCCCUACUUCCACGACCAGGUGCUCCUCAAGAACAUGACGUCCAUCGUCCUGCCCGGCGUCAUGGAUCCGGGCGCUUUCGAGACGGUUUUGGGUGCCGCCUACACCGGUCGCCUCACCAUGGCCUCCGACGAGAUCGUCAACUUCCUCACGGUGGGCAGCGUCCUCCAGAUGUGGCACAUCGUGGACAAGUGCACGGAGCUGCUCAAGGAAGGGCGGGCGGCGCCGGCGGGCGGCGCCGGCCCUCCCUCCUCCUCCUCCUCCUCGUCGUCCUCUUCGUCGUCGUCGUCCUCUUCGUCGUCGUCCUCCUCCUCCUCCUCGUCCUCCUCGGCGCGGGCGCACUCGAGCCGCGCCAGCGAGAACCAGUCGCCCAGCAGCAGCAACUACUUCAGCCCCCGCGAGACGGGCGACGGCGCCGAGCCCGGCACCAAAUACGCGCCGCGGGGACCGCCGGGACCCGCCGACCGCGACGCCUCCGAGGGUGCCGACGACGACCGCGACGUCGGCGUCUUCCGGGCGGACAAAACCCCUCCGGCGGCGGGACGACGGCGCCCGGCGGUUAAGUUCGGUCCGGAGGUGGACGACGACGAAGACGACGACGGCGGCGGCGGCGGCGGAGGCCCCCGGCGCCCGCUCUACGUGCGGCCCAGCAUCAUGCCGCAGAAGCAGUGGGUCUACGUGAAGAAGGAGUGGCUCCAGGAGGACCUGGUGCUCACCUGCGAGGAGGACGAGGAGCCGGCGGAGACGGGGGGCGGCCGCGGCGAGGCGCCGCUCAGCAUCAGCGACGUGCGUACGCUCAGCGGGCCGCCGCCGGGCGCCAAGCUGGAGGAGCAGGUCAACUUCUGCGAGUCUUCGGAGGACUUGGCGGCUCCCUACGAAGCUCUGGAGGAGGCGCCGGCGGGAGCUUUCGGCCCUCGCUCGGCCCUCCUGCCCAUGGACAUGCAGGGCAACCAGAUCUUGGUGUUCCCGCCGCAGGCGCCCGUGGAGCACGGCGCCGUGCAGCUGGCCGCCGGCUCGGGCGACGGCAACAAGAUCUUCAUGUGCCACUGCGGCAAGGCCUUCUCGCACAAGAGCAUGCGCGACCGGCACGUCAACAUGCACCUCAACCUGCGGCCUUUCGACUGCCCCGUGUGCAACAAGAAGUUCAAGAUGAAGCACCACCUCACCGAGCACAUGAAGACCCACACGGGCCUCAAGCCCUACCAGUGCGACGUCUGCGCCAAGAAGUUCAUGUGGCGCGACAGCUUCAUGCGUCACAAGGGUCACUGCGAGCGGCGGCAUCGCUUGGCCGUCGCCGGCCCCGGCGUUGGCCCGGCGUUGGCCAAGAAGGAGCACGGGUUGGUGGCACCCGAUGGGGACUGGGGCAGCCUGCGGGAAGCCGCCGCCGCUGUUGCUGGUGCUGGUGGUGGCACUGGUGGUGCUGGUGGUGGUGCUGGUGGUGGCUCCUCGCCCCGGGCCGAGCUGGCUUUCGGCAAGAUGUGAGGUCGCUCCAGCGCCCGUGUCUCCUUCCCGGGCCGGACGCCUGGGCCCCAACUCGGACGCCUGGGCCCCAACUCGGACGCCUGGG